AUGACCACAACUUUUCGAUGUACAACACUAGAGACGUCCAUGCAAAUGCAAGCCUGCCGAAUGUUCUGGCAUAAAUCCACGAUCAGUAUCGUCCUCAGACGGGAACUGGGAGAUUGCACUCCGAGUCGAGAGGUUCCAGUGCUUUACGUUAAGCGUCCCGCAAUAUUCGGCGGUGACUUAGAAAUCGACCUCGGUGGCAGCGUUCACCCAGUGCGUAUGCUUCCAGUAUCGGGCAAGGAUGUACGCAAUCUUCGCUUUGGACUCGUAUACGGACCCAAGCGAAAGCGCAUUCGGUUCCGCGCACCUGAUGCAGCGACAUACGAUAAUUGGGAGAUGAUUCUCGAAGUUGCUGUCGAGAAAGCGGCAGCGGAGCGACCAACAUUCCCCUCAUGGCCGUAUCCUGGCACAUCACCUAGCUUAUCAGCAAUAGAAGACGGAUACACCUCGGAGGAGACGCCUACGACCGCAUCCCUUCGACCGAGAGCGAGUAUGCGAUGA
This is a messenger RNA of Phytophthora infestans T30-4, 498 nucleotides long. RefSeq lists its product as uncharacterized. Lineage: Eukaryota; Oomycota; Peronosporomycetes; Peronosporales; Peronosporaceae. The transcript is spliced from 3 exons. The record is from RefSeq and is a predicted model, not a curated record. Bases 1 to 498 code for a protein of 165 amino acids.